AUGCACAUGUCAUCCAGUUCGGACCACGCAGAACUGCCUCUUAAUCAACGCCAACGCCAAUCUCUACCAGGAACAGGAGAAACCAUGCAGUCAAUUCGAUACAGUGGAGAUGCAGACGUCAGCGAUGCAGAGACGGAGUUUCCUUCCAUCGAAGAACUCCUAUUACCAGAUAUAAAUGGCAGCCUUAGCAGCGUCCGCGGAGACGGGACAGGUUCGGAUAAACUGAAAUGGGGUACAAGCCAGGAUGAGCCUAUCCUCCUGGACAGUGAUGUGGGCCACAGUGGAGUGCUGGACGAUGCUGAGAGGGAGAUCCUAGUAGAUCUCUCCGGUUCUCAAGCUGCACUAAGUGAUGUGGCGAUACAGACAACUACGACAAAGGUGAAUGACGUGCUGUUGCUUGCCUCUCAAAACAUGAGCAAGCUUGAGACAGAGGGUCUAUCCGGUUUGGGUAGUGUUCAAGAAACCAGUGCUAUAUCUGUGACCGAAGGGAUCCCAACGAACGAAGACAAGAUGGAUAUAUAUCAACCAAAAUCAACAAGGGAUAGCAAUGAUUAUAUUUCCGCAGAGAACGACCAUAUCGACACGAUUGAACUAAGCCCUGGGGUGAAGCGCAGCGAUGAUCGAGAUGGAAGCACAGAUGGUACUGAUGGCGAAGACCAUAGCAAUGAUGGCUCCGAUUCUGAUAUAGAGCACCCACAGCGUUUAAAACGGCGGAGGAGGGCAAAGAGCACGGAUAGCUCUGCACAAACAAACUUCACCAAUGUGAAAGACGUUACUUUUUCGACCGAUUCCUGGGAUGUCUUAAGCCAGGGAGGAACAGCGGUCUCUUUCGAUAUCCCUCCAAAGAGUCAAUUUAUUAAUGGUGGAGAUCACGUAAAUGAUAGCGACACCGCUGGCUCUGAGAUACAGGAGCGGAGACUAAAACGGCCGAGGCGGGCAAAAAGCACGGAGAGCUCUGGACACAUGAGCCCCAGCAAUGUGAAAGAGGCUUUUUUUGCUACGGCCAAUUCCUCUGAGGUCUCAACUCCAAAGACAGGAGCGACGUCGUCUGAUUCCCCGCUAGAGAGUCACGAGAUACCAAUCCGGGGUUCCCUUACACUACAAACAUUCCAGUCGGGAAUAGUGUAUUGCCUUAAAUUUUACCAGGAGUUACCAUUUCCUCUCGACAUAGAGCAGGCACAAGAUGUCAUCAGCAGUGCCUCUAGUGGCGAUAGAGACAGGGAGCGGCCGCAUUUGCGAGAACGAGUCGUGAGCAGACCUGGGAGGCAUUCGACAUAUUCAAAAGAUGACAACAAACUGUUGAUACAGCUGAAAGAGAAAGACAAAUUGCCAUGGGACGAAAUAGCAGAGUACUUCCCGGAAAGGACCAAAGGGACGUUGCAAGUGCACUACUGCACAAAGCUGAAGAACAGCUCGCAGACGUCUAAGUGCAAGAAACGCAAGAUAACAAACUCAGCUAAAGAAAGCGGAAAAAGAUAUCCAUCCAGGUUUUCGAUGGACUUGCUUGAUCCACAGCUUCAAGAUGCUCUUCCUCCUUCCACAUCAACUCUACCAGCGACUGCCGACUCGAUCGAGGAUGCUCACGGAAGCAUAGUGUCAACUACACCAGGAAACAUAGAACGCACGGAAGUUCAACAGCUUUGUAGCAGCCAAGGAGUAGAAAGCAAUCUAGUUGCCAUCCACGCUACAGAAGGGAGGUGGGAGGUUGAAGCGCUUCUUGCCAAGUCAAAAGUAGGCAGCGUGAUUUGGUACCUCGUGAAGUGGGCAGGCUUCCGGGAUGAGGAUAAUACGUGGCAGAAACAGGACGACAUCAGUACAGAUCUCAUCAAUGACUUUGAGGCGAGCUAUCAAGUAGUCGGCAUUAUCGCCAGCAUCGUCCAGCUCGUCGACUUUAGCACGAAAGUCUUAGCGCGUCUCGACGACUUCCAAUCCAACCUUGGGGAGAUUCCAAAGGCCUUUCGACACAUCAAAGCCGAGCUGCCAGUGCUGCAAGAGACGCUCAAACAAACCAAAGACAAAAUUGACCAUGGUGCUAUCGAAGAGUCAACGAAGGCUGCGCUGCUGCCAGCCGUUCAAGGUUGCAAGAUUCAAAUUGAAGCGCUCGAUGGUCUCCUUGCCGAAACCUUACCAGUGGCAGGUGACUCUCGCCUUAAGAAGACUACAAAAGCGCUAUGGAGCAUAACGCAGGACAGCAAAGUUGAAAGCAUUACGAAGACUCUCUGUGGUUAUAUCGUAACUAGACUGGCCGGCCCGGACCGUAAAGACCAGACUGGACUGGACCGGACCGCUUAUAUGAGUGUUCCAGUCCUUAAAUUUAAGACCGGACCGUGGUUCGGUCCUCCUUUUUUUAAGGUUCGGUCCUCCUUUUUUUCAAAGCCCAGACUGAACUUCGGUCCAGUCUCUAGGGUUAAGACCGGACCGUGGUUCGGUCCUCCUUUUUUUCAAAGCCCGGACUGA
This is a messenger RNA of Pseudogymnoascus destructans, 2457 nucleotides long. RefSeq lists its product as uncharacterized. The transcript has 4 exons. NCBI's taxonomy places the organism in Eukaryota, Fungi, Ascomycota, Leotiomycetes, Thelebolales, Thelebolaceae. Bases 1 to 2457 code for a protein of 818 amino acids. The record is from RefSeq and is a predicted model, not a curated record.